This is a messenger RNA of Aspergillus caelatus, 1311 nucleotides long. RefSeq names its product NAD(P)/FAD-dependent oxidoreductase. Gene Ontology annotation, molecular function: L-pipecolate oxidase activity; sarcosine oxidase activity; proline dehydrogenase activity. The transcript is spliced from 3 exons. NCBI's taxonomy places the organism in Eukaryota, Fungi, Ascomycota, Eurotiomycetes, Eurotiales, Aspergillaceae. Bases 1 to 1311 code for a protein of 436 amino acids. The record is from RefSeq and is a predicted model, not a curated record.
AUGGAUAAGAACAGCAAAAUUGUUAUCGUUGGGGCAGGCAUUUUCGGCCUGUCCACGGCUGCCAAGCUAGCAUCGGAGGGCUACAAACAUGUUACGGUUGUUGACCGCCACAUGCCGCCUGUUCCGGAUGGCUCUAGCUCGGAUAUUUCCCGUGUAAUACGUUUCGAUUACGCCGACGCAGACUAUCUCAACAUUGCAUACGAAGCAUACCUCAAAUGGUCCCAACUGCCGAAAUAUAAAGGCAUCUUUUUCAAAGCACCAUACAUUCUCACCGGCAACACCAGCGCACACGGCCGCGCCUGGAUUGAAAAGACGACCGCUGCGCUAACCAAGAAACAGUUGCCCUGGGGGAAGCUAGACAGUGCUGCGGCUGCGAAGAGUAGAUACCCUAUUCUAAGUGGGACUCUUGCUACUCCCAAUUUCACUGGCUACUAUAAUGAACAGGCAGGGUGGGCCGACGCCAGUAAGGCUGUCAGCCAGCUUCGCGACGAUUGUCUUGAACUAGGAGUGUCAUUCAUCUGUGGUCGCGCAGGCACAGUUAUCAGUCUCGACACAGACUCGCAAAAGAAGAUCAAGGCUGUUAAGAGUCUUGCGGGAACCUCAAUUGAAGGUGAUCACUUUAUCCUUGCUGCCGGCGCUUGGACAUCGGGGUUGGUGGAUAUGUACAACUCGACCUUGGCAACGGCCCAGGUAAUCGGCUACACACCGCUCACAGAUGCUGAAGUGAAGAAGUACCAAGAUGUUCCAAUUUACGCCAAUUUUAACACGGGUUGGUUCAACUUCCCUUCACAUGACGAUAGCAAGACCCUCAAAAUGGCCGUUCAUGGAUGGGGCUACACACGUGCACCCACCGCCGAAGAUCAUCAGAAUAUAAAGAGUAACAUUUCGUCACCUCCUCUGAUCCCCCCUCGUCAACGCGCCAACUUCACUCCACCGGAUGGAGAAGACCGGCUCAGGACCGGUCUGCGUGAGAUUCUGCCCGAAUUAGCCGAUCGUCCGUUCGAGCGGGUAGCGCUGUGCUGGUACACCGAUACACCUUCGGGCGAUUUCAUUAUGGACUCUCACCCCGAUUACAAGAACCUUUUCAUCGCUGGUGGCGGUAGUGGGCAUUCACUCAGCGGAUUCAAAUUUCUCCCUGUGUUAGGCGACUACACGUUCCUUGCGUUCACGAAGCAACUUCCAGAACAUUUGUCGCAGAAAUGGCGGUUCCGAACAGAAUACAAAGAUGAUAAAGAUACUUUCUUGGGAGAUGGAAGUCGUGGAGGGCCUGCUAGACGGGAAUUACAUGCUCAGGAAAGGGCAAAGCUGUAG